AUGGCGCCAGUUUUCAGUCUGCCCCUGGGCCUGCACAAAAAGCCCCGGUCAACGCUCGCAGGAAUCUCCUUCCUCCUCGCAUACGUCAUCCUCCGUCGCCAACAAACCCGCACCAAACGCCGUGCCCGUCGUGCCGCUGCUGCUGCAGGAAAGGAUGGUGUAGGAGCAGCAGGUGCAGGUACAGGGGAGAAGGGAGGAGUGAAGGCAAGGAGGGUUGGGGUCGAUAAACAUUUCUUGGAGCAGUUGAAGAAGUUGUUGCCGAUUUGUAUUCCGGGUUUUGCGAGUAAGGAGGCGGCACUUUUGGCUGCCCUUGCUACCAUCUUGAUCGCCAGAACGUGGUUGGAUGUCUGGUUCUCGGGGUUGAACGGUGCGGUCGUCAAGGCGAUCGUGUCCCGGGACCGCAAGAAGUUCAUUGCCAACGCCAUUAUUGAGUUUGGCCUUAUGAUGUGGCCCAUGAGUGUGGUCAACAACUCGCUCAAGUUCACCAUCAGUGCCCUCUCACUCUCCUUCCGCGAGCGUCUCACCAAGUUUGCACAUAACCAGUACUUGGAUGGAAUCACGUUCUACAAGAUCUCCAACAUCGACAACCGUAUCCAGAACGCCGAUCAGCUGUUGACUCAGGACAUUGACAAGUUUGCAGACAACCUCAGUCACUUGUACUCGGACAUUGCCAAACCCCUGGUCGAUAUCGUCCUCUUUGCCUACAAACUUGGAGAAGCCAUCGGAGGAGAGGCACCCUUCUACAUGAUCGGAUACUUUUUCUUGUCUGGUGUCAUCCUCCGUGCCCUCUCGCCUCCCUUCGGCAAAUACACGGCGAUCGAACAAAAGUUGGAGGGAGACUUCCGGUUUGCCCACUCACGUAUUAUCGCUCACUCGGAGGAGAUUGCAUUCUACAACGGCGCCGAACGUGAGAAGGAGGGCGUCAACACUAGCUUUGACAAAAUUGCGCGCCAUGUCCGCAAGGUCUACUCGAUGCGCUUCGCCAAUGGUAUCUUGGACUCUGUCCUUGUCAAGUACUGUGCUACCAUGACCGCCUACUAUCUCUUGGCACGCCCAGUCUUCGACCCUGCCUACGCCACGGAGCAUAUGGGUCGUGUUUCGGCUGAUCCCACCAAGAUUGUCGAGGACUACUCCAGGAACUCGGGAUACUUGGUGAACUUGUCACAGGCUGUGGGUCGUUUGAUCCUCGCAGGACGCGAUUUGACCCGUUUCGCAGGAUACACCUCUCGAGUCUCGGAGCUCUUUGAGGUCCUGGACGAUAUCAAGAAGGGCCGUUAUGAGAGGACUAUGGUUGCCAAGGCUGAUGGUGCUUCGUCCCAGAGUGCUAGUGUCAACACAAAUGACUUGAAGGGCAGGGUUGUGACCCAGGAUGGCGUGAUUGUGUUUGACAAGGUGCCUAUUGUCACGCCCAAUAAUGAUAUUCUGGUCAAGGAGCUUAGCUUCAAGGUCACCCGUGGAACUGAUGUUAUUAUCGCCGGACCCAAUGGAUGCGGAAAGUCAUCGCUGUUCCGUAUUUUGGGCGAUUUGUGGCCACUGUUCGGAGGCACGGUGACCAAGCCCCACCCCUCGAAGCUGUUCUACGUGCCUCAGAAGCCUUACCUGGCCUUGGGAACCUUCCGUGACCAAGUUAUUUACCCCGAUACCAGGAAGCAGGCUCUUUCUAAGGGGUUCACGGAUAAGAAGCUUGUUGAACUGUUGAGUGUUGUUCAUUUGGGAUAUUUGAUUGACCGUGAGGGUGGGUGGGAUUCUGUCCAGGACUGGGCUGAUGUCCUUUCGGGAGGAGAGAAGCAGAGGGUAGCAAUGGCACGUCUCUUUUACCACCGGCCCCAAUUCGCAAUCCUGGACGAAUGCACCUCCGCGGUCAGUAUUGACGUCGAAGGGAUCAUGUACGAACACGCCCGGGCGUCCGGAAUCACACUUUUUACGGUCUCGCAUCGCCCGUCCCUGAUCCGGUAUCACGAGUACCUGUUGCGGUUUGAUGGCGAGGGCAAUUACCAGUUUAGGAAAUUGGGAAAGGAGGAUGUGCAGCAGACUGCGUUUGGGUUUGGGCAUGGCAAGACGAAGAAGAUUCGCAAGUUGGAGGAUGAGGUUGCGGAGGGUGAGGAUGCUGACACGGAGAACAGCGUGUAA
Messenger RNA from Linnemannia hyalina, 2130 nucleotides. The record is from the annotation of a GenBank genome assembly. NCBI's taxonomy places the organism in Eukaryota, Fungi, Mortierellomycota, Mortierellomycetes, Mortierellales, Mortierellaceae.